Messenger RNA from Spodoptera litura, 1286 nucleotides. RefSeq names its product putative Ras-related protein Rab-33. The record is from RefSeq and is a predicted model, not a curated record. Gene Ontology annotation, biological process: Rab protein signal transduction. Gene Ontology annotation, molecular function: GTP binding; GTPase activity. Lineage: Eukaryota; Metazoa; Arthropoda; Insecta; Lepidoptera; Noctuidae.
CAAUAUAUAGUGUAAACUCUUUAAUAUAUUCGGAUUGUUAAUACUGAUAACGCAAACAAUGUUUCAAAAUAUUAUUGAUGUUUAAUUAUUUCAAGAGAUUAUUAACCUUUUAUCCGUAAAUUUCCGUUUACCGCACUUUAAACAAUGUCGGAUGCCUCAAAUCAGCAAAUACCAGGUUUGAAACAGAAGAAAGUGUUUAAAAUUAUAGUGUUAGGUGAUUCAGGUGUUGGCAAAACGUGUCUAACUUAUCGGUUUUGCGAAGGACAAUUUUUAGAUAAAUCUGAGGCCACGAUCGGUGUUGAUUUCAGAGAAAGAAAUAUAAAAAUUGGUGGGGAAGAUAUAAAGCUCCAGCUAUGGGACACGGCAGGACAGGAGCGGUUCCGCAAGUCCAUGGUGCAGCAUUACUACAGGAAUGUACACGCUGUAGUCAUUGUUUAUGAUGUCACCAAACCUGAGACUUUUCAUUCAAUAGCAAGUUGGAUGCAAGAGGUGGAGUCCCACGGUCUAAUGCGUGCUCCGAGAGUACUGGUGGGCAACAAGUGCGACUGUGGCACGCCAGAGUCCCGGCUAGCCACUACAUACGCACAACGACUCGCUGACAAGUAUGGAAUGCCUUUAUUUGAAACGUCAGCGCUACUGGACUCGGAGUGUGACAAUGUGGAGUCCAUAUUUAUGACGCUGGCACACAAACUAUACUCCAAACAGCCGCUGAGAGUUGUCAGUGUUGAGGGAGAACACGGUCCAGGCGUAGUAAAUCUACAAAGGCAGAAGCGAGCGACGAGUUCCAACGACGGUUGUCUAUGCAGCUAGACAAAACUCCCAGUAAUAACUACGUAAUGUACUAUUCCGUCUGACAUCCAUGACCAAUGUUGCCACUCUAAAAUAUUAUCCGUAGUAUUGCCAGCGUUAAAUAAUAUCUGUCAUGUUGAAAGAUUUUAAAGUUUAAAAAGACCUUUUGCUAAUUUUUGAAGGGAUUGGCAGAUUACUGUAAUAUUUUUAUUAAUUUAUUAUACAUAGAUAUGUUAUUAGUUAAUUUCCUACAUUGGAAUCAUUCCCAGAUACCGCGCAACUACUGUUAAUUUUAUUCAACUCAAGAAAACCUUCGUGGGUCGCAAGAUUUUUAUUUUACGGGUUAGUUGUUUAUUUUUUUUACAUAAACUUAACACAAUAUCAGGCUUUUUAUCCCCGAAAUGGUAGACAGAGGCUAACGGCUUUUUAAAACCCCAGUAUUGUUUUUCCCGACCCGGGAAUUGAACCCGAGACCUCUUGCCUUGGCAGUGGCACUU